AUGGCAUGCACUGUCCCAACAUGUCAAGCCAUUUUCCAUGGAAAAUGUCUAAACGCAGACGAGAGUGAGUUUGAAGCACUGAGGGCAUUACGAAAAAAUUGGGAAUGCCCGAAAUGUGAAAAGGCACGGAAAAAUAUCCAACCGACAGACAAGUGUCUCAGCCCGCCAAGAUCGGCGCCACAACAACAAACUGUCGACAGCACGUCACAACUGCUACUUGCUGCCAUUAAAAAUUUAACAGAAGAGGUCAAGGGAUUAAAAUUCUCCCUCGAUGCCAAUGCUAACGAGGUAUCCUCCAAAACACCUGACAUCAAAAGAGUGUUCUAUAAUAAGCAGGCUCAGGAUUGGACAUACCAAACUGACCCAUCUCCACCUACUUCUUGGCUUACAUCAACCAACAUGUGA
Molecule: messenger RNA, 405 nt
Organism: Nezara viridula (southern green stink bug)
Lineage: Eukaryota; Metazoa; Arthropoda; Insecta; Hemiptera; Pentatomidae
Source: the annotation of a GenBank genome assembly